This is a messenger RNA of Diplodia corticola, 5178 nucleotides long. RefSeq names its product wd g-beta repeat protein. The transcript is spliced from 5 exons. Gene Ontology annotation, cellular component: nucleus. Bases 1 to 5178 code for a protein of 1725 amino acids. Lineage: Eukaryota; Fungi; Ascomycota; Dothideomycetes; Botryosphaeriales; Botryosphaeriaceae. Gene Ontology annotation, biological process: positive regulation of transcription by RNA polymerase II. The record is from RefSeq and is a predicted model, not a curated record. Gene Ontology annotation, molecular function: transcription factor binding.
AUGUCCGCCGGCCAGCUGCGUCGACACCGGUCGACGUCGCGCAGCAGCUCGCGGCGUGACGAGCAGUCCUCCUUCGCACCGCCUGCGCCGAGCAUAACCCCCAAGGCCCAAGAGUUUGAGCCCUGCGCCGCCACCGCCGCAUUCUUCCUGUACGCCCAGCGGAACGUCAUCCUCUGCCUCCACCACGACACAUUGGCCAUCGAGCGCCGCCUGACACUGCACCGCGAGGACGUGUCGUGGAUCGCCGUCGACAACGUUAGCGAGAGGGGCGCGGGGAGGUUGGUCGUGAGCUACGAUGUCGGCAACACGGCCAUUGUCUGGGACCUCCUCACCGGCGAAGAGGUCGCGCGCUUCGCCGCCUACGAGUCCAUCAACGCUGCAACCUUCAUGCGCAAUGGCAACGUCGCGUUCGGCAACUCGCAGGGAAACGUCAUCCUCUUCGAGCCCUCGACCUCGGAGCACAUCUCGGCGCGCACAAUCUUCGACCCCAUCACCGCGUUGGCGCCUGCGGCCGACUGCCGCACCUUUGCGAUCGGCUACCAGAACGGGUCCAUCCUCAUCGUCACGCUGCAGCCGUCCUUCACCAUCCUGCACACUCUGACCACGCCGAAGCAGCCGUCGCCCAUCAUCAACUUGGCGUGGCAUGGCUCCUCGUCGAAGCAAAAGUCGGAGAUGCUCGCCACCCAGACAUGCGACGGCGAUCUUCGCGUUUGGAGCGUGCCCAAAGCGCCGAGCAGCGACCCGCCCUGCGUGAUCCGGAUUCUCAAUCGGUCCGAGAACAGGGAAUCUGGCCCGUGCUGGUUCGGCUGGUCCAAAAACGGCCGCAUCGUGCAGUACUCGGAAGGCGCCACCUACGCCUGGGACGUAAGAACUAAGAAAGUCACGUACGACCUCGUCCCCACAAUCGAGGGCGUCUCGGCCAUCGCCAACUUCGGCCCUGGUGCUGCUCUGUUCACCCUGGGCCGCAAUCACACCGUUCAACAAUACGACAUCAACCCAAAUCAAACCCCCGUAAUAGUCGCCAAUGUCCAACAUGUGCCGGCGAAUGCACCCCCCUCGCCGCCAAACUCGAUUGAAGAGAAGGAGCAGCAGCAGCAUCAUCAUCAUCAUCACUACCACGAAGAAGAAGAAGAAGAAGAAGAAGAAGAGCACAUGCAGGAGGAGAUGCAGCUACGGAACGAAGAACCCGCUCCGGCCUUACCAGUUUACCUCGAUGAGAGCAGUGAGGGCGAGGGGGCCGCCGCCAUGUCGCCGUUGCAGAAGAUUGCGCGAGAGAUGGACCAGCUGGAGGAGGAACGACGGGAUCGCGUCGGGCCGCUCAGCCCUGUGUCGAGCCGUGGUUCUUCUACAAGCUCCCGUUCGUCUGGCGGAUCGCGGAGAAACCUCUACCGUUACGACAAGCCGUCUUCUCGAGCUUCCGAACGCUCGGAUGGAACCGUCUUCUCGUCCGGCUCUUCUAUGCAGUCUGGCUCUUCCUACAAAGCCCGUGAAAGCAUGUCUAUCCGCUCGGGCUCCUCCUACGCAUCUUCGAGACACCGUUCCAAGGGUUCGUCAUCACUCCGAAAGGAAAUGCUUCGAAGUCCAGAAGAAAGCACGGACGCAACCACUACGGAAACGGAUCUGUUCCCUUUCACAAAAGCCAGACUCAAUGAUGUUCCCUUCAGAAUGCCGCAGCCAGGCGCGGCGAAAACUCCUGACGAGCUCCGACAGCAAAUGCUCAGCGUGGUUUUUGGCUGGGAGGACGACAUUGAGAUGCUCGUCCGCGAAGAGCUGAGUCGUCAUCCCGCUGGCUCAGGAAGCAGCGUCUUGUUGUCAAAAUGGCUUGGUGAUAACGGGGCCGACUUGAUGGCUUCUAUGAUUGGCUCCGAGUCGAUGACGUCUUCCGACUGGAUGUUGCUUGCUCUGUGCUCAAUGGGUCAGAACUCGCAAAAGAAGGUUGGAGAGGCGUUUGUACAGAGGUUGCUGGAGAAGGGCGACGUUCAUCCUGCGGUCGCACUCCUCCUUGGCCUCGGUGAGUUGAACGAAGCCGUCGAGGUGUAUGUUGCUCGCAAAUACUACCUCGAAGCUGUGCUCCUCACUUGUCUCCUUUUCCCUCACGACUGGCAGCGGCAAUCCUUCCUGGUCAGGAAGUGGGGUGAGGUUGCAGUCACUACUCGCCAGCCCGAGCUUGCAGUCCGAUGCUUCUAUUGUACCAGCAUGGAAUCCACCGAGCCCUGGACAUCCCCUCGGGCGCAAGAUGAUGUUUACCGAGCCCAACAAGCCCAGAACGAGGCCCAGCUUAGCCCUCCCCUUUCCCCGCCUUCUGCCGGCCCGAACCGCGUCAAACAAUCUGGCCUCAAGCUCUUCACCAGCUUUAACGACGAUGCCAGCGGUGCACUUUCUGCUGGCGGCGACCGCACUGCGAUGGGUGUCACUCCUAUCGCACAGUCCGCGCUUUCUCCUGGUGGAGGAAACAACUGGUUGCACCCGGGUAGGAGUGCCAGGGAGCCGUCCUCCGCUAGAACCGCGACUCCAGGAGGCUACGGUCGGAGGCGCUUCCCAUCCAAGCCCGAUUACACGAGAGGAACUCCCAUCCAAGAGACGCCAACCGUUGGUGGCGAAACACCACUCCCGACAACUGCGGUGAAGGAACCCGAGUCUAUUGAGAUCAAUUUCGGAAUCGACCAAGAUUCUGUCCACUCUCGCCAUCCCAGCAUCGAGAUCACGAAAGAGGAGCCGAAGGAGGAGCCGAAAGAUGAAGGACCAAUGUUGCUCAGUGCUGUUGCGUACACCCCGGUCGAGCCGAAGAAGAAGGCAGCUGAUGCCCUACCGUCCCCUGCUCAUGGCAUUUUCGAGCACCUAAAGCAGGAAUCACGCCACCGGAACGGUUCCAGAGACAGAAAGCCCGAUGGCCUCUAUCUGGACGUGGUUGACACUGUCGAGACCAGCGAUGCGCCUUCAACCGCGUCGCAGUCUGGGUUCUUGGCUGGUCGCAACGCCGAGCUUAGCCCCCCACUGACGAGCAACAGUAUCAAGAGCUCCAAGGUCAGAAGCAUCGAUCAGUACAUAAGCAGCUUGGGGGAGGCCAAGUACACGCGCAAGGCUAGCCGUUCUCGUGCUGGCAGCAAGGACCGCAAUGGAAGGAGCAGCAGGCAAAGUGGCCGCGAAGAGUCUCAGACUCGCGGGCGCUCCGGCACACGCUACAUCAAGCCCGCCAAACGCUCCCCGUCCUCGCCGGUCCCCAUGUCCCCGGAAGAAGCCGCUCUGUACAGCAGUGGCAACAACAGCGGAAACAACGACAGCUACGAUGACGAGCGGUAUUACAAGAUCGCCUCGCCUGCGGUGGCUUCCAUGCGCGGACGCAGCCGCAGCAACACUCGCGGCACGUCCAAGGUCAGAUCAUCCUCAAAGCUUGGCCGGCGCCAUGAGUCCAUUGAGCGCAGAUCUCGUAGCAGGAACGGACACGUCGGCAGCAAGGCGGCCAGCCGUCAGGCAAGCCGAGAUGGUCGUUCCGGCGGAGAAGACAGAGGUCGCACUUCUCCCAUCUCCCCUGUUCCCAUGUCUUCGGAUCCACUCUUCUACAAGAGCGAUGGCGACGAUGACGGUGCUUUCGAGAUCGUGAAGUCUCCCGUCAGAACCCGCCAGCGAAGCUCGAGUCGCCGUCCCAGUGCAAGGUCGAGACAAGCUUCACCUGACCGCCAUGGUCGGGAUCGGUCACAGAGCCGCAGACCCAGCCAGCAGGACAUCACAAGCAUCCGCCCUGAGUCCCCAGAGAUGACCACCGGGCGCCAGGCCUCUCGCCAACGCAUGCCUAAACUGCAGACGGACUUCACGUCCGGAUCCGCCGUUGCUGCGCAAAAGAUCCUCUCUCAGAAGGAACGGGCUGCCCGUGAGCUCGAGGAGCGUCGUCUGUCCCUAGCCAGGAGGCCUUCUGCCCCGGUGAUUCCGCACCCGCAUGAGCUGUCUCGGCCCUCGAUCUACGGUCGCUCCUUGACCGAUUUGGGAAACUCACCUAACUCUGCCAUGCCACCCAUGUCCUCUCACAGCGACAAAGGCCUGCCUCGCAGCCAGACCGUCGAUCCCGAGAUGAUGCGUUACAACCCCAGACAUACCACUGGAACCUCGACCAGGUCAAUGCCAAUUGGACUUCCCGCGACGCCACGGGCUCUGCGUCAUCCUAGGUACAUGAGCUCUGACCCUGAGCGUGAUGAGGUGCCUGCCGUGCCUCAGAUCCCCGAGCACAUCAUCGAGGUGAACAUCGACAACAACACAGAAGUCCAAGACGAUGUGGCGCCCCUGCUUCCCGCAACUACCUUUGGUCAGACAGGACCGCAGAGUCCACAGCGCUCGGUUUCCGCCCCUCCGGAGCACAUCAACGGCACCAGGCGAGGAUCGGCCAGCAGCCGCGGCAGUGGCAACAAGCGGAUCAGCCCGCCACCGAUCACGGCCAGCAUCGCUGAGGCGUUGCACGGCGAACAGAUAAUUGUCGUUGGUGAGCCUGAAGCGAAGGAGAACCCUCCCCUUCUCGCAGAGCUGCAGCAUUUGAACGCUCCUCCGCCGCCACCGCCACCGCCGAUAUUUCAUUCGCACAGUCGCACCGGAAGCGGUGUCAUUAACAUCGCCAUCGAUGAGAAUCCCAAUGGCCGCACGACGACCCCUGCUAUGCCUCCACCAGUCGACUAUCCAGUCAACGAACAUAUGUCGCAUAUGUCGCCUCCGCCGCCGCAACCGCCGCGCCCGCAUACCGGUUCACCUUCCAUGCACCGUCGCGGUCGCGGCUCCGUCAGCGAGAGCAUCGGUAGCAGGCUUCGCGGUGUGACUGAGCGCAUGCGGAGCACCUCACGCUCGCGAGCGAAGUCGCCACCCAACGACUUUGCGCCUUCACCCUACGAGACGGUCAUCCCUGGCCUCGAUUUCAGCCACAGUCGCUCCAACAGCUCGUACCAGCAGGUGCAGCGUACCAAGUCGCCGCUCAGCGAGACUCAGAGCUUCCUCGAUCAAAUCCCACCUCCGCCGCCGCCGAUUCCUUCAAUGGGAAGUCCCAUGAUGGAGCAGGUCGUCCCGCCCGACCCAUAUGCGCCGAGCCGCCAAAACGACCGCGGGUACAUGCGCCACCCGCGGGAGAUCAGGGCCAACAUGCCGCCGGACUCCAUUCAGGCCGGCGUCGUCCCAAUGGAGAGUCCUACCGGUAUGAUCUGA